Messenger RNA from Loxodonta africana (African savanna elephant), 11012 nucleotides. It is a transcript of the gene SIPA1L1, whose product is annotated as signal induced proliferation associated 1 like 1. Gene Ontology annotation, molecular function: protein binding; GTPase activator activity. The coding region runs from base 5490 to 10889 and encodes 1799 amino acids. NCBI's taxonomy places the organism in Eukaryota, Metazoa, Chordata, Mammalia, Proboscidea, Elephantidae. Gene Ontology annotation, biological process: activation of GTPase activity; regulation of small GTPase mediated signal transduction. The transcript is spliced from 23 exons. The record is from RefSeq and is a predicted model, not a curated record. Gene Ontology annotation, cellular component: cytoplasm.
UAUUUUUUUGACAACAGCAUAAUUCAAAUGCAUCAGUUCUUAGAUUUUCCUUAUUCAUUGUCCAGCUUUUGCAUGCGUCUGAAACAAUUGCAAAUACCAUGGCCUGGGUCAGCAGCUUAGUCUUCAGGGUGACAUCUUUGCUUUUUAACACUUUACAGAGGUCUUUUGCAGCAGAUUGGCCAGUGCAAUAUGUCAUUCGAUUUUUUUGUUACAUGUUUACCUUUUUUUUUUUUAAUCGUGUCUUCGUGAAAGUUUACAGCUCUAGUUUCUCAUACAAAAAUUUAUAAUACAUUGUUACGUGAUAGAAUGUUGCAGCAUACUCUUCCUUUCUACCCCGUAUUUCCUGUGCCCAUUCAACCAGCCCCUGUCCCUUUUUGCCUUCUCAUCUUACCUCUGGACAGGAGCUACCCAUUUAGUCUCAUGUGUCUACUUGAGCUAAGAAGUACACUCUUCACAAGUAUCAUUUUAUGUCUUAUAGUCCGGUCUAAUCUUUGUCUGAAGAGUUGGCUUUGGGAAUGGUUUUAAUUUUGGGCUAACAGAGAGUCUGGGGGCCAUGUCCUCUGGGGUGCCUCUCAUUUGAUUUCUUGACUGCCACUUCCAUGGAUGUUGAUUGUGGAUCCAAGUAAAAUGAAACCCUUGACAGCUUUAAUCUUUUUUCCAUUUAUCAUGACAUUGCUUAUUUGUCAAGUUUUGAGGAUUUUGGUUUUCUUUAUGUUGAGUUGUAAUCCAUACUGAAGGCUGUAGUCUUUGAUCAUCAGCAAGUGCUUCAAGUCCUCUUCAUUUUCAGCAAGCAAGGUUGUGUCUUCUGCAUGUCACAGGUUGUUAAUGAAUUUUCCUCCAAUCCUGAUGCUGCGUUUUUCAUAUAGUCCAGCUUCUCAGAUUACUUGUUCAUCAUACAGACUGAAUAAGUAUGAUGAAAGGAUACAACCCUGGCACACACCUUUCCUGAUUUUAAGCUGUGGAGUAUCCCCAUGUUCUGUUCAAACAAUUACCUCUUAGUCUACGUAGAGUUUUCACACGAGCACAAUUAAGUGUUCUGGAAUUCCCGUUCUUUUGUGACGUUAUCUGUAAUUCGUUAUGAUCCACAGUUGAAUGCCUCUGAAUAGUCAGUAAAACACAGAUAAACAUCUUUCCGGCAUUCUCUGCUUCCGGCCAAGAUCCACCUAACAUCAGCACUGAUAUCCUCCAUUCCAUGUCCUCUUCUAAAUCUGGCUUGAAUUUCUGGCAGUUCCCUUCAGUGUACUAGUGCACCUGUUUUUGAAUUAUCUUAAGGUAGUGCAGUGGUUAAGAACUUGGCCACUAACAAAAAGGUUGGCAGUUCAGAUCUACCUUGGAAACUCUAUGGGACAGUUCUAUAGGAGGCAAUUCUACAUUGUCAUACAGAGUCCUUAUGAAUCAAAAUCAAUUUGAUGUCAGUGGGUUUGAGCAUAAUUUUACUUCCAUGUGAUGUUAAUGAGGCGCCCUGGUGGUUCAGUGGUUAACGCACUUGGCUGCUGUCUCAGUCAUCUAGUGCUACUGUAACAGAAAUACCACAAGUGGAUGGCUUUAACAAACAGUAGUUUAUUUUCUUAAAGUCUAGUAGGCUAGAACUCCAAAUUCAGGGCGUCAGCUCCAGGGGAAGGCUUUCUUUGUUGGCUCUGGAGGAAGGACCUUCUCAUCAAUCUUCCUCUAGACUAGGAGCUUCUCUGCACAGGACCCCAGGUCUAAAGGGCACGUUCUGCUCCUGGUCCUUCUUUCUUGGUGGUGUGAGGUCCCCCUCUCUGCUUGCUUCCCUUUCUUUUUAUCUCUUGUAAGAUAAAAGGUGGUGCAGGCCACACUCCAGGGAAAUUCCCUUUACGUUGGGUCAGGGAUAUGACCUUAGUAAGGGUGUUAAAAUACCACCCUAAUCCUCUUUAACAUAAAAUUACAAUCACAAAAUGGAGGACAACCACUCAGUACUGGGAAUCAUGGCCUAAUGAAGUGGACACGUAUUUUGGGGGGCACAGUCCGUGACAGCUGCUAACUGAAAGUUUGAAGGUUUGAACCUACCAGCUCUUUGGUGGGUGAAAGAUGUAGCAGUCUGCUUCUGUAAAGAUUUACAGCCUUCUAAACCCUAUGGGACAGGUCUCCUCUGUCCUAUAGUGUCAUUAUGAGUUGGAAUCGACUCCACAGCAGUGAGUUUUUGGCUUGGUGAUAUUAAUGAUAUUCUUUAAUUUCCACAUUUUGAUGGAUCACCUUUCUUUGAAAUAGGCACGUAUGUGGAUCUCUUCCAGUUGAUUGGCCAGUGUCUUAGAUAUCUAGUGCUGCUAUAACAGAAAAACCACAAGUGGGUGACUUAAACAACAAAUUAAUUUUCUCUUGGUUUAGGAGGUUAGACAUCCAAAUUCAGAGUUCUGGCUCUAGGGAAGGCUUUCUCUCUCUGCUGGCUCUGGAGGAAGGUCCUUGUCCCUUUGAGCUUUUCUGCUCCUGGGGGAUCUUCAUGUGGCUUGGAAUCUCUCUUCCUCCAUCUCUGCUUGCUAGCUUGCAUUUAAUUAAUCUCUAAUAUCUCAAAAGAAAUUGAUUCGGGAUAUACUGUAUACUAAUCCUAUCUCAUUAACAUAAUAAAGGCAUCCCAAUCCCAAAUGGUGUUAUACCCACAGGUAUAGAGGUUAGGACUCAAAACACAUAGUUUUGGGGGCUACAAUUCAAUCCAAACAGCCAGGUAAUUGUCUUCCAAAUUUCUUGGCAUGGACGAUUGAGUGUUUCCAGCAUUGCAUCUAUUUGUUGAAACAUCUCAAUUGGUAUUCCAUCAAUUCCUGGAACCUUGUUUCACCAAUGCCUUCAAUACAGGUUGGACUUCUUCCUUUAGCACCAUUGGUUCUUGAUCCUAUGCUACCCCCUGAAAUGGUUGAAUGGCGACCAGUUCUUUUUGGGACAGUGACUCUGUCUUCCUUCCAUCUUCUUUUGAUGCUUCCUGUGUCAGUUUUUUGGCCAUACAAUCCCUCAAUAUCUCAACUCGAGGCUUGAAUUUUUUGUUCAGUUCUUAACAGCUUGAGAAAUGCUGUGUGUGUUCUUCUUUUUUGGUUUUCUAACUCUAGGUCUUUGUACAUUUCAUUAUAAUACUUUGUCUCUUGAGCCACCCUUUGAAAUCUUUUGUUCACCUCUUUUACUUCAUUUCUUUCAUUCCCUUUAGCUACUCUACAUUCAAGGGCAGGUUUUUAGAGUCUCUUCUGACAUCCAUUUUAGUCUUUUUUUUUUUUUUCUGUCUUUUUAAUGACCUUUUGCUUUCUUCAUGUAUGAUGUCAUCCCACAGCUCGUCAGGUCUGCAGUCAUUAGUGUCCAGUGCAUCAAACCUAUUCUUCAGAUGAACUCUAAAUUUAGGUGGGAUAUACUCCAGGUCACUAUGAGUCAGAAUUGACUCGACGGCAAUGGGUUUGGUUUUUGGUAUACUCCAGGUUGCACUUUGGCUCUCGUGGACUUGUUUUAAUUUCCUACAGCUUUAACUUGAACUUGCAUAUGAGCAAUUGGUCUGUUUCACAGUUGGCCCCUGGCCUUUUUCUGACUGAUGAUAUUGAGCUUCUCCAUCAUCUCUUUCCACCAAAAAAAAAAAAAAAACCCACUGCCGUUGAGUCGAUUCUGACUCAUAGCGACCCUAUAGGACAGAGUAGAACUGCCCCACAGGGUUUCUAAGAAGUGCCUGGGGGAUUUGAACUGCUGACCUUUAGCCAUUACACCACCAGGGUUUCCUCUGUUUCCACAAAUGUAGUCAAUUCGAUUGCAGAAGUUGGUAAAAUCUUUAAUUUCUUCAUCUUUGGCAUUAGUGGUUGGUGUGUAAAUUUGAAUAAUAGCUGUAUUAACUGGUCUUCCUUUUAGGGUUAUGUAUAUUAUCCUAUCGGUGACAGCAUUGUAUUUCACAGGGUAAAUCUUGAAAUGUGCUUUUUCACGAUGAACGUGACGCCUUUUCUCUUCAAUUUGUCAUUUCUAGCAUAGUAGACCAUAUGAUUGUCCAAUUAAAAAUGGCCAAUACCAGUCCAUUUCAGCUGACUAAUGCCUAGAAUACCGAUGUUCGAGUGUUCUAUUUAAUUUUUCACAACUUCCGAUUUUCCUUGAGUCAUUCUUCGUACAUUCCACGUUCUGACUAAUUGGAUGUUUGUAGCUGUUUCUUCUCAUUUUGAGUCAUCUGUUAGAUUAUUGUACUGUGGUAGCUUAUGUGUUGCUGUGGAGCUGGAAACUAUGCUACCAGUAUUUUAAGUACGAGCAGGGCUCCCCAUGGGAGACAGUCUUCAUUGGAGCUUCCAGGCUAAGACAGACUGGUAAGAAGGAUCUGGGAUCUACUUUUGAAAAAACUGGCCAGUAAAAACCUCAUGCAUUUCAGCGGAGCAUUGACGUAGCGCCCAAAGAUGAGGCCCUGAGGUUGGAAGGCCCUCAAAAUAUUGCUGGGGAAGAACUGCCUCCUCAAAGUACAGUCAGCCUGAAUGAUGUGAACGGAGUAAAGCUUUCAGGACCUUCAUCUGCCAAUUUGGUGCGACUCAAAAUGAGCUCAGUUGUAAUUCCUUUAGAAAACCUCCUAAGAGCUUGAGUGAGCUUGUGCUCAAUGAGAAAAUUGGAAAAGAGUUUAUUCUGAUUUAAAAAAAUGUUUAAUAAUCAUGUGGAUGUGAGUCAAAAAAAGAUAGUGAAUCACGAAAUAAUGUUUUAAAAUUUAAAAUUUAUUUGAAAUUGCUUUUUGCCAAAUUUUACCAUGUACAGUUUAAAUCUCCCGUAGGACUGCAAUGAAAUUUUUGUUUGACUAGUAGGAACAGGGAUCUGACUAAACGAGGUUUGAAUUUCUCAUUUAAAAUAUGUGUAGGAAAACUUUACAGGGUGGUGGUUCUACCAAGUCGUCAGGAACUCAGACUUCUUCCGGCUUUCAGUAUCCUUAGUGUUAAGACAUUAGUUCUCAAAACCACAGGAAACUGUUGGCGCAUCAGCCAAGAUGUCUGCAAGAGAAGGGGAAAGGAAAAAGUACAAUAGGGACAUUCCAGAAGCCCCAGCCAGUGACUGCUACUUAAAACUCCUUGACCACCACCUUCUUCAAGGUACCGUCACGUCGUUUGCGACUCAUAGCGACCCUAUCUGUGACCAACAGAAUGGAACAUUGCCGUGUCCUGGGCCAUCCUCACAAUUGUUGGUUAUGCAUUGCUAAAAUGGGUGCUGUUGUCUAAAUUUCUGUGGCCAUGGCACCAAAAUAUAAGAAAGCAUGGGAUUAUGGCAAUCGCAGAGUCCCAGUAAUGCAAGUUCCAUUCAGUUUUUUCUGAAACAAAGCCAUCUGUUUAAGUGAAGCAGAGGAACUGUUGUGGAUUAUAAUAUUUUGAAGAUCUGGAUUUUCAGUGGUUUGAAAGUAGAGCAUCGUUUAACCUUUUAAAUGAAAAGGAUUAAGAUCCCAUGCAACUCUUAUAUCUUCUGGAAGCUGUUCUCCAAAAGGGAAGUGCACAUUUAAAACAGGGAUAAGAUGGUCCUUUCUGUAGGAAUUUAAGCCUAAUUACUUUUACAUCAUGACCAGCUUGAAACGGUCGCAGACAGAAAGGCCCGUUGCCACCGAAAGGGCCUCCGUUGUGGGAACAGAUGGCACUCCCAAAGUGCACUCUGAUGACUUCUACAUGCGACGCUUCAGGUCCCAGAAUGGCAGUUUAGGAUCCUCAGUCAUGGCUCCUGUGGGGCCCCCUCGAAGUGAAGGCCCUCACCAUAUAACCUCAACCCCCGGAGUCCCAAAGAUGGGGGUUAGGGCAAGAAUUGCAGAUUGGCCCCCAAGAAAGGACAACGUGAAAGAAUCUAGCCGUUCAAGCCAGGAAAUAGAAACCUCAAGUUGCCUUGAGAGCAUGUCCUCCAAAAGCAGUCCUGUGAGUCAGGGAAGUUCUGUUAGCCUCAAUUCCAAUGACUCAGCUAUGUUAAAAAGCAUACAGAACACGCUGAAAAACAAGACAAGACCGUCGGAGAACAUGGACUCCAGAUUUCUCAUGCCUGAAGCCUAUCCCAGCUCCCCUAGGAAAGCUCUUCGCAGAAUACGGCAGCGAAGCAACAGCGACAUCACCAUAAGUGAACUUGAUGUGGAUAGCUUUGAUGAAUGUAUCUCACCCACAUAUAAAACUGGACCAUCACUGCACAGGGAAUACGGUAGCACAUCUUCAAUUGAUAAGCAGGGAACGUCCGGAGAAGGCUUUUUUGACUUGUUAAAGGGCUACAAAGAUGACAAAUCUGACCGAGGUCCAACCCCAACCAAGCUCAGUGACUUUCUUAUCGCCGGUGGGGGCAAGGGGUCUGGUUUCUCCUUGGAUGUUAUAGAUGGUGCCAUUUCACAAAGGGAGAACCUCAGGCUGUUUAAGGAGAGGGAAAAACCACUCAAGCGACGUUCCAAGUCUGAAACUGGAGACUCAUCUAUUUUUCGUAAACUACGCAAUGCCAAAGGUGAAGAACUUGGGAAAUCAUCGGAUCUUGAAGAUAACCGAUCAGAAGAUUCUGUCAGGCCUUGGACGUGCCCUAAGUGCUUUGCCCACUACGAUGUCCAGAGUAUAUUAUUUGACUUGAAUGAGGCGAUUAUGAAUAGGCACAAUGUUAUUAAGAGGAGAAACACCACCACAGGAGCUUCGGCCGCUGCCGUGGCAUCCUUGGUCUCAGGACCUUUGUCCCAUUCAGCCAGUUUUAGCUCUCCCAUGGGCAGCACAGAGGACCUGAAUCCCAAAGGAAGCCUCGGUAUGGACCAGGGAGAUGAUAAAAGCAACGAACUUGUAAUGAGCUGUCCAUAUUUUCGGAAUGAGAUCGGGGGAGAAGGUGAAAGGAAAAUCAGCCUGUCGAAGUCAAAUUCUGGUUCUUUUAGUGGAUGUGAAAGUGCCUCCUUUGAGUCUACCCUUAGCUCCCAUUGCACAAACGCCGGAGUUGCAGUUCUUGAAGUGCCCAAGGAAAACUUGGUGUUGCAUCUAGAUAGAGUGAAAAGAUACAUUGUGGAACACGUGGAUCUUGGUGCAUACUAUUAUAGGAAAUUUUUCUAUCAAAAGGAACACUGGAACUAUUUUGGGGCUGAUGAAAAUCUUGGUCCGGUGGCUGUGAGCAUUCGAAGGGAAAAACCAGAAGAAAUGAAAGAAAAUGGAUCUCCAUACAACUACCGGAUAAUUUUUAGAACUAGUGAGCUCAUGACACUGAGAGGGUCAGUCCUGGAGGAUGCCAUCCCCUCAACAGCAAAGCACUCAACAGCCAGGGGGCUUCCCCUGAAAGAGGUGCUGGAGCAUGUGAUUCCCGAGCUCAAUGUCCAGUGCCUGCGGUUGGCCUUCAACACCCCCAAAGUCACAGAACAGCUGAUGAAACUGGAUGAACAAGGGCUGAACUAUCAGCAGAAAGUAGGCAUCAUGUACUGCAAAGCUGGACAGAGCACAGAAGAAGAGAUGUACAACAAUGAAUCAGCCAGCCCAGCCUUUGAGGAAUUCCUUCAGCUGUUGGGAGAACGAGUUCGGCUCAAGGGAUUUGAGAAGUACCGUGCACAGCUUGACACCAAAACUGACUCCACUGGAACUCAUUCUCUGUAUACGACAUACAAAGACUAUGAAAUCAUGUUCCAUGUUUCUACCAUGCUGCCCUACACACCUAACAACAAGCAACAGCUCCUACGCAAGCGGCACAUUGGAAAUGAUAUCGUAACAAUAGUUUUCCAAGAACCAGGAGCACAGCCAUUCAGCCCGAAAAACAUUCGUUCCCACUUUCAACAUGUUUUCGUCAUUGUCAGGGUUCACAACCCCUGCACGGACAGUGUCUGUUACAGUGUGGCAGUCACCAGGUCCAGAGAUGUGCCUUCCUUUGGGCCUCCCAUCCCCAAAGGAGUCACUUUCCCUAAAUCGAAUGUGUUCAGGGACUUCCUUUUGGCCAAAGUGAUUAAUGCAGAGAAUGCUGCUCAUAAAUCAGAAAAGUUCCGGGCCAUGGCUACUCGGACCCGCCAGGAAUACCUGAAAGAUCUGGCAGAAAAGAAUGUCACCAACACCCCUAUUGAUCCUUCUGGCAAGUUCCCAUUCAUCUCUCUGGCCUCCAAGAAGAAGGAGAAGUCCAAGCCAUAUCCAGGAGCUGAGCUCAGUAGCAUGGGUGCCAUUGUGUGGGCAAUUCGGGCCAAAGACUACAACCAGGCUAUGGAAAUCGACUGUCUUUUGGGGAUCUCCAAUGAGUUCAUUGUCCUCAUUGAACAGGAAACAAAGAGCGUGGUUUUCAAUUGCUCCUGCAGAGAUGUGAUAGGGUGGACUUCAACUGACAACAGCCUCAAAAUUUUCUAUGAACGAGGAGAAUGUGUUUCUGUGGAGAGUUUCAUAAACAAUGAGGAUAUCAAAGAGAUUGUCAAAAGGUUACAGUUUGUGUCAAAAGGUUGUGAAUCAGUGGAGAUGACUCUGCGGAGGAAUGGGCUGGGACAGCUUGGCUUCCAUGUCAACUAUGAGGGCAUCGUGGCUGAUGUAGAGCCCUAUGGCUAUGCCUGGCAGGCAGGCCUAAGGCAGGGCAGCCGGCUGGUAGAGAUCUGCAAAGUGGCAGUGGCCACUCUGAGCCAUGAGCAGAUGAUCGAUCUCCUGAGAACAUCCGUCACAGUGAAGGUGGUCAUUAUCCCCCCCCAUGAUGACUGCACCCCACGGAGGAGUUGCUCUGAAACCUACCGCAUGCCAGUGAUGGAGUACAAAAUGAACGAAGGGGUUUCGUACGAGUUCAAAUUUCCUUUCCGAAAUAACAACAAAUGGCAGAGGAAUGCCAAUAAGGGGGCCCAUUCGCCUCAAGUCCCAUCCCAGGUACAGAGUCCCAUGGCCUCGCGACUGAAUGCUGGAAAGGGAGACGGGAAGAUGCCUCCUCCCGAAAGAGCCACCAACAUUCCUCGAAGCAUCUCCAGUGACGGACGUCCACUGGAGAGGCGACUGUCUCCUGGUUCAGACAUCUAUGUGACGGUCUCAUCCAUCGCUUUAGCAAGAUCCCAGCAGUGCCGUAACUCCCCUAGCAACCUAUCUUCAUCCAGCGAGACUGGCUCUGGUGGGGGCACUUACAGACAGAAGUCCAUGCCAGAAGGGUUUGGAGUGAGCCGCAGAUCCCCAGCCUCCAUUGACAGGCAGAAUACCCAGUCAGAUAUCGGCGGCAGCGGAAAAUCCACACCCAGCUGGCAAAGGAGUGAGGACAGCAUUGCUGACCAGAUGGAGCCAACGUGCCACCUCCCAGCAGUAUCAAAGGUACUGCCAGCUUUCCGAGAGAGCCCCAGUGGGAGAUUGAUGCGGCAGGAUCCAGUGGUUCAUUUGUCUCCAAACAAGCAAGGGCAUUCUGAUAGCCACUACUCGAGCCACUCCAGUAGCAAUACCCUCUCCAGCAAUGCAUCGAGCGCCCACAGUGACGAGAAGUGGUAUGAUGGGGACCGCACUGAAUCCGAACUCAGCAGCUAUAACUAUCUGCAGGGCACGUCUGCGGACAGCGGCAUCGACACCACCUCCUACGGCCCCGGCCACGGCAGCACAGCCUCCCUGGGGGCUGCCACAUCAUCGCCUCGCUCAGGGCCUGGCAAGGAGAAGGUGGCACCCCUGUGGCACAGUUCCAGUGAAGUCAUCUCCCUGGCAGACCGGACUUUAGAGGCGGAGAGCCACGGCAUGGACCGGAAAGCCGAGUCUUCACUGAGCUUGGAUAUCCACAGCAAGAGCCAAGGAGGCUCCGGCCCUCUGACGAGGGAGAACAGCACUUUCAGUGUCAGUGAUACUGCCUCCCACACAAGUACCAUGAGCUCCCGACACUCGGCCAGCCCGGUCGUUUUCACCAGUGCCAGGAGUUCCCCUAAAGAAGAGCUUCAUCCUGCCACCUCUUCGCAGCUCGUACCUUCAUUCUCUUCUUCCUCCUCCUCCUCGUCUGGUCCCAGGACUUUCUACCCUCGCCAGGGUGCUACGAGCAAGUACCUGAUUGGGUGGAAAAAACCAGAAGGAACCAUAAAUUCUGUGGGAUUUAUGGACACAAGAAAGCGUCAUCAGAGUGAUGGCAAUGAAAUAACCCACACCAGGCUACAGGCCUCAACCAGGGACCUCCGAGCAUCUCCUAAGCCAGCUUCCAAGUCCACCAUUGAAGAGGAUCUAAAGAAACUGAUAGACCUUGAAAGCCCAACUCCUGAAUCACAGAAAAAUUUUAAGUUCCACGCACUCUCCUCUCCUCAGUCUCCUUUCCCUCCCACCCCCACCUCAAGGCGGGCCUUGCACAGAACGCUGUCGGAUGAGAGUAUUUACAGUGGCCAGAGAGAGCACUUCUUCACCUCUAGGGCCUCACUUCUGGACCAAGCCCUGCCCAACGAUGUCCUCUUCAGCAGCACGUACCCUUCUCUCCCCAAGUCUCUUCCGCUGCGGAGACCUUCUUACACCUUAGGGAUGAAGUCAUUGCAUGGAGAGUUCUCGGCUUCAGACAGCUCCCUUACUGACAUCCAGGAGACCCGAAGGCAGCCCAUGCCCGACCCCGGCCUGAUGCCCUUGCCUGAUGCUGCUGCAGAUUUGGAUUGGUCCAACUUGGUAGAUGCUGCCAAAGCCUACGAGGUCCAGAGAGCCUCGUUCUUUGCUGCUAGUGAUGAAAAUCAUCGCCCCUUGAGUGCUGCAUCCAACAGCGAUCAGCUUGAGGACCAGGCUCUGGCCCAGAUGAAGUCUUACAGCAGCCAUGGAGGCUCUUGCCAACAUGGCCUUUUGUUUCUCAUUCCCAGCAGUAAAGAUUCCUCUCCCACUCUGGCUUCCAAAGUGGACCAGCUGGAAGGCAUGUUGAAGAUGCUUCGGGAAGAUUUGAAGAAGGAAAAAGAAGAUAAAGCCCACCUUCAGGCCGAAGUUCAGCACUUGCGUGAGGACAACCUGAGGCUACAAGAGGAGUCCCAGAAUGCCUCGGACAAGCUGAAGAAGUUCACAGAGUGGGUCUUCAAUACCAUAGACAUGAGCUAGGGAAGGCUAAGGUGGAAAGGAGAAGGGGGACCACAGGGACUGCGGAGUGCUGCGUUCUCUAACCAGGGUGUUGAAGCCUCCCGUUGAUGCCAUUCAGAGUGUUCUCACAGCACCUCCCCCAGC